UGUUGUCUGGACAGACAUCAGUUCUUUACCACUUCGUUUCUGAGCUUUGAUUAAACAACAGAGAGAGAAAACGUGGCUGAUUUUGUUUCAAAUGAAAGGAAAUGUAAAUUUUGCUCAAGGAUGUAUGUAGCCAAGCUUGUCCUGUAUUGGAUCAUAAUUCUGUGCUUUAGGCAGGAAACUCAAGCCAAACCUACAAUCUAUAUGCUGAACAGAACCAGAGUGGCACUAGCAGGAGAAACUCUUUACUUCAACCUGUCAGUGGACAUCCCAGCAAACUACACUACUAACAAACUUAAAUGCUACCAUACUCAGAGCAGGAUGAUAAUUUGGAGUAAAGAACUUAAAAGUGAAUUUUUUGAAACUACAAAGUCGGUGAUGGCACAUAUCAAAAUGCACAAUAGCUCCAGUUCUGGCAAUUACUACUUUUAUUAUACAGAUCAGCAAGUGCAUUUGGUGGUUCAUGUGAGAGAUAAAGGUUAUCAGCAGCCACCUGAGGAGUUAGACAGUGCCAUCAUCACAAUGAUGGCAUUCUCAGGAAUUCUUCUCAUCUUCAGUGUUGCUGGGUCACUUUACAUAUUAAAAAGCUACAAGGAACACCCUGCUUGUAGAGAUGACAAAAAUGAAGUUGCAGAGCAGAGGCCAGGGGGGAAUGAUGAAGUGAUAUUGGAUGAGGAUCCUGCAUCUGCAUCACUCUACACAGCGCUACAAUACAGAUCAAGCUCCAUUUAUGAUUCAUUGCAUCCAGACACGAUGCAUGAAGAAAACACAUUGAAGAAAAAAUCAGUUAAAAAGCACUGCAAAGCACAAGAAGAUGAAGUAUUUGAUUCUGUCUAUGAAAACUUGUGAAUGAAUGAAGGAAUGAUUCGAGUUAAUGAAUUUCAUGUAUGAAUACCUGCUGGAAUGUACUUGGUGUCAAAUAAAGAUUUUUUUUGUAUAAUUGAAUAUUUUAUG
This is a messenger RNA of Sinocyclocheilus anshuiensis, 951 nucleotides long. Its product is annotated as NFAT activation molecule 1-like. Gene Ontology annotation, molecular function: transmembrane signaling receptor activity. The coding region runs from base 121 to 846 and encodes 241 amino acids. NCBI's taxonomy places the organism in Eukaryota, Metazoa, Chordata, Actinopteri, Cypriniformes, Cyprinidae. Gene Ontology annotation, biological process: positive regulation of B cell receptor signaling pathway; regulation of B cell differentiation; positive regulation of cytokine production. The transcript is spliced from 6 exons. Gene Ontology annotation, cellular component: membrane raft. The record is from RefSeq and is a predicted model, not a curated record.